Penicillium bovifimosum is the source of this 1608-nucleotide messenger RNA. RefSeq names its product sugar porter family MFS transporter. Gene Ontology annotation, cellular component: membrane. Gene Ontology annotation, biological process: transmembrane transport; carbohydrate transport. Lineage: Eukaryota; Fungi; Ascomycota; Eurotiomycetes; Eurotiales; Aspergillaceae. The transcript is spliced from 8 exons. The record is from RefSeq and is a predicted model, not a curated record. Bases 1 to 1608 code for a protein of 535 amino acids. Gene Ontology annotation, molecular function: carbohydrate:proton symporter activity.
AUGUCGUGGCUUCUAAGAAAGGUCGUUCACAAUGAUGCAAUGAAAGAGGAUCCUAAGGAGAUCUAUGGAUGGAGAGUGUUUCUGCUUGCUUGCUCGGCAUGCUUUGGCGGAAUGCUUUUCGGCAUGGACUCCGGUAUCAUUGGUGGAGUUCUCACUAUGCCAGGAUUCAAAGCGACAUACGGGCUCGAGAACAUCUCCGAUGUCGCCGCAGCGAAUUUAUCCGCCAACAUCGUCUCAACACUCCAAGCAGGCUGCUUCUUCGGAGCCCUGUGCGCCUCCCCCAUCGCUGAGAAAUGGGGUAGAAGAAUGGCCUUGAUUUUCGCCGCAGUCGUGGCUAUCGUCGGCAUUGUCAUGCAAACUGCAGCCAGUGGCCACCUCGAGGUCAUGUACAUCGGACGAGUAAUCUGCGGCUUUGGAGUCGGCGCCGCCUCCAUGAUCAACCCCCUCUACGUCGCCGAGAACGCACCCCGUGCCAUCCGCGGUGGCCUAACAGGUCUAUACCAGCUCUUCAUCACAAUGGGCAUCAUGCUCGCAUUCUGGAUCAACUACGGCUCACUCCUCAACAUCACCGGUCCCGCAAUGUACAUCGUUCCUCUGGCCAUGCAAGGCCUCCCUGCAGUUCUCCUCUUGUUGGGGAUGUUGCUGUGCAACGAGUCCCCCCGCUGGCUGGCCAGACAAGACCGGUGGGAAGAGGCCCGCGCAACGCUCGCCACAGUCCGCCACCUACCCGCUGACCACCCUUAUGUCGAGGAGGAAUUCCAGGCUAUUGCUACACAGCUCGAACAGGAGCGUGCUCUUGUCGGCGGGUCUAGCUUCUGGGACUUGAUGAGGGAGAUGUGGCUUAUUCCCGGCAAUCGCAAGCGUGCGAUCAUUUCUAUCGUCCUCAUGAUUUGCCAGCAGAUGACUGGAACUAACGCUAUCAACUACUAUGCGCCUCAAAUUUUCAAAAAUCUCGGUGUCACCGGUAACGCAACCAAUCUCUUCGCAACAGGAGUCUACGGCAUCGUCAAGAUGGUUGGCUGUGGCGUGUUCCUACUCUUCGUCGCCGACUCCCUAGGUCGUCGCCGCUCCCUCCUAUGGACAUCCAUCGCACAGGGUCUAGCCAUGCUCUACAUCGGUCUAUACGUCCGUAUCGCGCCACCAGUCGCGGGUGCACCCGUCAUCCCUGCCGGCUACGUUGCGCUCGUGUGCAUCUUCCUGUUCGCAGCGUUCUUCCAGUUCGGCUGGGGUCCCGUUUGCUGGAUUUACGUCUCCGAGAUCCCGACUGCCAGACUUCGCUCGCUGAACGUCGCUUUUGGUGCUGCUACGCAGUGGCUGUUUAACUUUGUUGUUGCCAGGGCUGUGCCGAAUAUGUUGGCUACUGUUGGUCCUAAUGGUUAUGGAACUUAUAUUAUUUUCGCUUGCUUCUGUUUCUCUAUGGGUGUCUUUGUUUGGUUCUUUAUUCCCGAGACCAAGGGUCUCUCGCUUGAGAAGAUGGAUGAGCUCUUUGGUGUUACGCAGCUGCUUGAGCAGAAGAAUGCUGAUGAGGAGCGUGCGGGCUCUACUGCAGGUGGCAAGGAACCCUUGGAUAAGACCUUCCACACCCACGUUGAGAGGGUAGCUGAGUAG